Messenger RNA from Brenthis ino (lesser marbled fritillary), 1110 nucleotides. NCBI's taxonomy places the organism in Eukaryota, Metazoa, Arthropoda, Insecta, Lepidoptera, Nymphalidae. The record is from the annotation of a GenBank genome assembly.
AUGAAUAAAAUAAUUGGUUUAACAAGAAAUUUUUCAAGUUCUACUACUUUAAAUUCAAUUAAAUCGGUAACUGUUGUUGGGGGAGGGCUUAUGGGCUCUGGUAUCGCGCAGAUUGCAGCUCAAGCUGGUCAAAAUGUAACUAUAGUGGAUUUAAAACCUGAGUUACUUGAAAAUGCCCAAAAAUCUAUUCAAAAUAAUCUUGUAAGAGUUGGUAAAAAAUUAUAUAAAGAUGAUAAAGGAAAAGUUGAAGGUUUUGUUAAGGAAUCAUUAGACAGAAUCAAGGUUUCAACUAAUAUUGAAGAUGGAGUGAAUGUUGAUUUGGUUGUGGAAGCCAUUGUGGAAAAGCUGGAUGUUAAACAGGCAUUAUUUAAUAAACUCGAUGAGCUUUGCCCUGAACAUACAAUUUUAGCAAGCAAUACUUCGUCUAUUUCUAUCAAUGAAAUUGGUGCGGGAAUUAAAAGAAAGGAUAGAUUUGGUGGACUCCAUUUCUUUAAUCCUGUACCAGUAAUGCGACUUUUGGAAGUAAUCAAAGGAGAUCACAUAUCUGAAGAAACAUACAACACUAUGAUGGAGUGGGGCAAGUCCGUCGGCAAGACUUGUAUAACUUGCAAGGACACUCCCGGCUUUGUUGUUAACAGGUUACUUGGGCCUUAUAGUGCUGAAGCUUUGAGGAUGUAUGAGAGAGGUGAUGCAACCAAAGAAGAUAUAGAUAUAGGUAUGAAGUUAGGCGCAGGUUAUCCCAUGGGACCAUUUGAACUGGCCGAUUAUACCGGCUUAGAUACAAAUAAGUUCGUCUUACAAGUUAUGUAUGAAAAAACCAAAGACCCAGUGUUUAGACCCAUUCCAUUGUUGGACAAAAUGGUGGAAGAUGGAAAGCUCGGUGAUGCAUCCCCUCGUGAUAUAGACAUAGCUAUGAAAUUAGGUGCAGGUUAUCCCAUGGGCCCUCUAGAGUUGGCAGAUUUUACCGGACUAGAUAACAAAAAGGCGAUUUUAGCGGUCAUGUUGGAGAAAACUGGCAACACUGUGUUUAGACCUGUGGCCGUUUUGGAUGAGUUAGUUGCUGAAGGAAAAUUUGGUAGGAAGAGUGGAGAAGGCAUAUACAAAUAUGAA